Rattus norvegicus (Norway rat) is the source of this 1103-nucleotide messenger RNA. It is a transcript of the gene RT1-CE7, whose product is annotated as RT1 class I, locus CE7. NCBI's taxonomy places the organism in Eukaryota, Metazoa, Chordata, Mammalia, Rodentia, Muridae. The coding region runs from base 1 to 1068 and encodes 355 amino acids. The transcript is spliced from 7 exons. The record is from RefSeq and is marked provisional.
AUGGGGUCAAGGGCACCUCACACUCUGCUUCUGCUGCUGGCGGCCGCCCUGGCCCGGACCCAGCCCCGCGCGGGCUCGCACUCGCUGCGGUAUUUCACCACGGCGCUGUCCCGGCCCGGCCUCGGGGAGCCCCGGUUCAUCUCUGUCGGCUACGUGGACGACACGGAGUUCGUGCGCUUCGACAGCGACGCGGAGAAUCCGAGAUACGAGCCGCGGGCGCCGUGGAUGGAGCGGGAGGGGCUGGAGUAUUGGGAGCAGCAGACACGGAGAGCCAAGGGCAACCAGCAGACUUUCCAAGUGAACCUGAGGACCGCGCUCCACUACUACAACCAGAGCGAGGACCGCUCUCACACCAUCCAGAGGAUGUAUGGCUGUGACGUGGGGUCGGACGGGAGCCUCCUCCGCGGGUAUGAGCAGUCCGCCUACGAUGGCCGCGAUUAUAUCGCCCUGAACGAAGACCUGAAGACCUGGACAGCAGCAGACGUGGCUGCGCAGAUCACCCGGAACAAGUGGGAUCAGGCUGGUGUUGCAGAGAGACGCAGGGCCUACCUGGAGGGCACAUGCAUGAAGUGGCUCCGCAGAUACCUGGAGCAUGGGAAGGAGACGCUGCUGCGCUCAGAUCCCCCAAAGGCACAUGUGACCCUUCACCCCAGACCUGAAGGUGAUGUCACCCUGAGGUGCUGGGCCCUGGGCUUCUACCCUGCUGACAUCACCCUGACCUGGCAGUUGAAUGGGGAGGACCUGACCCAGGACAUGGAGCUUGUGGAGACCAGGCCUGCAGGGGAUGGAACCUUCCAGAAGUGGGCAUCUGUGGUGGUGCCUCCUGGGAAGGAGCAGAAUUACACAUGCCGUGUGGAGCAUGAGGGGCUGCCUGAGCCCCUCACCUUGAGAUGGGAGGCUCCUCCAUCCACUGACUCCAACAUGGAAACCAAUGUCAUUUAUGUUGUCAUUGGAGCCAUCUCUGCUGUGGCCAUCAUUGGAGCUGUGUUGGCUGUUGUGAGGAAGAAAAACACAGGAGGAACAGGAGGAGACUACACCCCUGCUCCAGGCCAGCCCCAACAGCUGUGAUUUGUCUCUCCCAGAUUGUAAAGAUGACAUUCUGA